CGGUAUUUCAGUGGUUGAGGUGGGGCUGUCAGAACUUGAUCUUCAGCGGCGCCGCCAUCAUGACGACGACCACACAGGCCGCCCUCGCUGUGCAGGACUUGACCACGCUAGACGUGAAGACGUUGACUCCACUGACGCCUGACGUGAUCUCUCGUCAAGCGACCAUCAACAUUGGGACGAUCGGUCAUGUCGCCCACGGUAAAUCCACGGUCGUGAAAGCAAUUUCGGGUGUUCAAACCGUUCGAUUCAAGAACGAAUUGGAACGUAACAUUACGAUCAAGCUUGGGUAUGCCAAUGCCAAGAUCUACCGAUCGGAACCACAAGCACCGAAGGUUGCUGCGUCGGAUGACGUCGCUGCAGCCCCGGCGGCCCCCGCUGGCCCCAUGUACUCUGCAUUUGGCAGUUCUAAACCCGACAGAUUUACCGACGACAAGGGUGUGACGUGGGCUCUCCAGCGCCACGUCAGUUUUGUGGAUUGUCCCGGUCACGAUAUUCUCAUGGCGACGAUGUUGAACGGUGCUGCUGUCAUGGACGCCGCGUUGUUGCUGAUUGCAGGUAACGAAGUGUGCCCGCAGCCCCAAACGUCGGAACACUUGGCUGCCGUCGAAAUCAUGCGCUUGCAAAACAUCAUUAUUCUCCAGAACAAGGUCGACUUGAUCAAGCCGGAUGCGGCGAAAGCGCAGCACGAGCAAGUGAAGCAGUUUGUCGCGGGGACGGUUGCUGCCAACGCUCCGAUCAUCCCGAUUUCCGCCGUGCUCAAGUAUAACAUCGACUUGGUGUGCGAACACAUUGUCCGAAACAUCCCGAUUCCGCUUCGUGACUUUACGAGCAAGCCCAAGCUGAUUGUUAUUCGUUCGUUCGACGUCAACAAACCAGGACAGGACGUCGAGUCGUUGGAAGGCGGAGUUGCUGGUGGUUCGAUCCUGCAAGGGGUGCUCCGUCUCGGUGACGAAAUUGAAGUGCGACCAGGUAUUUUCUCCAAGGACGACGAUGGCAAGGUCAACUGCACGCCCAUUUUCAGCCGCAUCGUGUCGUUGAAGGCCGAAAAGAACGACUUGCAGUACGCCGUGCCCGGUGGGCUCAUUGGUGUCGGCACGCUGAUCGACCCAACCCUGACGCGGUCGGAUCGGUUGGUCGGCCAAGUGUUGGGGUUGAAGGGCAGCCUGCCUGACGUGUUUACAGAGCUCGAAAUCAACUUUUACCUCCUUCGGCGUCUCCUCGGUGUCAAAACGACGGAAGGGUCGAAGGGGUCGCGCGUCGAGAAGCUCACCAAGGCCGAAGUCCUCAUGAUUAACAUUGGGUCGACCACGAGUGGCGCCAAGAUUCAUGCCGUGAGGGCAGAUUUGGCCAAGAUUGUCCUGACGCAGCCCGUGUGUACACAAGAAGGCGAAAAGAUUGCGUUGAGUCGCCGAAUUGACAAGCAUUGGCGACUGAUUGGGUGGGGCGAGAUUCGGCGCGGCACCAAGAUUGAAAUCGCAUAAGGAGCAGCAACCCGGUAGCCAGAGUAGGAGUGGCCAUCCAACCACACCGUCAUCAAUGGAUCAUUUAGACAUAUUCAACUGUGCCA
Molecule: messenger RNA, 1567 nt
Organism: Aphanomyces invadans
Lineage: Eukaryota; Oomycota; Saprolegniomycetes; Saprolegniales; Verrucalvaceae
Product: eukaryotic translation initiation factor 2 subunit 3
Exons: 1
Coding region: 60-1481 (473 amino acids)
Biological process (GO): formation of translation preinitiation complex; positive regulation of translational fidelity
Cellular component (GO): eukaryotic translation initiation factor 2 complex; cytosol
Molecular function (GO): GTPase activity; translation initiation factor activity; tRNA binding
Source: RefSeq, a predicted model, not a curated record